CUUGUCCACAACCGCUUGUCUAGGGAAGCUCGGUAACUUCGGCAAGAGCAUCCCACCUCCCGUUCUGCACGCGGAACGGGCGCCUGGCCAACCGUUAGAAGCCGAGUACGGGAUCAAUCCAAGACAGCAAGCCCUCACGUGGUUUCAUCUUGUCCCUUCUUGCUAAUGUCUUAGACAGCUUUCGAAGUUGGCUGCAGGCACGUGGGUGAACACUCGCUUCUCCGCCGGUGCCUAGCCUUAGCUGCAUCCUGCGCCCUCCGAUAUGUCGAAGAUUACAAUCAAUGCGCGCGAAAUACGGCAUCUAGGCAGGAACCGCCAGUGCUUGCAGGGUACAUUUACGAUGUACUCUCCGCAUGCUGAGAAAGCCGUAGAAUCUGCUGACGUGGCUCGAAUGGGAGGUUUUGCUGCGACGUACAGUGACGAUGUUGGUAGGACCAGCCUCCGCAAAGUCAUGUAGCACAGCAUGUUACUUGAGCGAGCCAAUAUUUUGGUCUUCGUUUCCAUGUCAUCAUUGCCGUAUAAGGGUAUGCACUGGAAUGCAUUGUGAUCAUCGUCUCAUUGGCCGUUGCUGAGCGCAUCUAGACCGUGGAGGUUUUGGAUGCAGCCGCCUUGGCAUUUUCGAGGGCUAUAUGAGCC
This is a messenger RNA of Baudoinia panamericana UAMH 10762, 636 nucleotides long. RefSeq lists its product as uncharacterized. The record is from RefSeq and is a predicted model, not a curated record. The coding region runs from base 263 to 457 and encodes 64 amino acids. The transcript has a single exon. NCBI's taxonomy places the organism in Eukaryota, Fungi, Ascomycota, Dothideomycetes, Mycosphaerellales, Teratosphaeriaceae.